Molecule: messenger RNA, 1911 nt
Organism: Cokeromyces recurvatus
Lineage: Eukaryota; Fungi; Mucoromycota; Mucoromycetes; Mucorales; Mucoraceae
Product: coth protein-domain-containing protein
Exons: 3
Coding region: 1-1911 (636 amino acids)
Source: RefSeq, a predicted model, not a curated record
AUGAAAUCUCUUUCUUUUAUUGCCCUUUCACUUUUAACUGCUGUCAAUGCAGCUAGUGUUACCUUCAAGCUCAUUGCACCAAAUGCUACUGAAAAAGUUCAAGUAGAUGUUGGUGGCCAUUUAACCACUUUGACUGCUUCUGACCCUGAUAUUCCUUAUUUUACUGGUGUCGCUGAAUUAGCUGUGAAUCAAACUUAUAAGUACAUCGUUGAUGGUCUUCAUGAAAAAUUUGACCGUACUUUGAGUCCUAAGAGUAAUGGUUCAUCUACUCUUAAUGAAUUCUUUGAUCGUCCUGUCACUUAUGCAACUGAUAUUCCUCCAUUGCCUCUUACUCUUACACAAGGGGCUUGGACUCGUGGCUCUACAGAUGACCCCAUCUGGGAUAGCAACUAUAUUCCUACCAUUUUUGUCACUGCUAAUCAAAAGGAUAUGAACAAUUUGAUUUUAAAUGUCCCCAAAAGCACCUAUAAAGCCAAGAUUACCUUUAUUGGUCCUGAUAGUGUUCAUAGUUUUGAGAAUUGUUUAUUUGGCCUUCAUAAGCCUGGUCGUAAACAUAAUGAUGCUAAACAAAGUUGGGUUUGGUCUCUUCCUAAAGGUCAAUUUUUUGCUAAUCGUAAUUGGUUCAAGAUUAGACAUCAAGAAGAAGAUCCUACACAAAUUCGUGAAAAACUCUAUGCUGAUCUCUUGCGUCAUAUGGGUACUUAUGCCAAUGAAGCCAACUUGGUUCGUUUCUUCAUCAAUAAAGAAGGCAUGGGUACCUUCAACAUGCUUGAUGAUGUGAUCAUGUAUUCUUAUAUUAGUGCCAUGUUCUACAACGGUAAACCUCCCUCCCAAAUGGGUGGUCUCUAUGAUGGUGCCACUGGCGCAGACUUUAAUCCUAAAACUGGUUAUGAUAGUUUCAUUCCUAAUGUUGAAUCUCCCGUUGAUCAAUAUGCUCUUGCUCCCUUCGCUGAAGCCUUUGCUGCUGUUGAUUAUAAGAAUGAUGAACAAGUAAAGGCCAUUAACCAAUGGUUUGAUGUAGAUCAAUACCUUCGUUUCAUGAUCAUGGAAUACCUCACAGGUUCUUGGGAUGCUUACUGGAUGGCACAAACGAAUGAUGGUGCUUAUAUCGAUUCCGCUGCUAAACCCACCAUGUUAUAUUAUCUUCCUCAAGAUUUUGAUGCCACCUUUGGUGUCAACCUUGCAUACCCAAAGAGCUUUAUUAACAUCACUGUCAACGAAUGGCCUGCUAAAUUCAAUAAGGCUUUCUUGAUCAACAACUUUGUCUCUAACCCUACCUUGAAUGCUACCUUUAGAGGAUAUUUGAAGACAACUGUUGAAGAACUUUUCAACAUGAAGGUCCUUGAACCCUAUAUUACAGCUCGUCAUAAGUUCAUGUGGCCUGAUCUUGUCUGGGAUCGUUCUAUCAAACAAAGAUCUCCUGGUAAUGUCUAUGGAUGGACUGCUAAGCAAACAAAAGAAAACUUGUAUAAGGGUGUUACUGCACCUGGUAAGGAGUCUGGUGGUGCUCAAUGGGGUCUUCUUGAAUGGAUUAAGGCUAAGGAAGAAGUUGCUAGACGUGAAUUAAACAUUACCGAGUCCGACAUAAAGGAUCCAUCAAGUACAAGUUCUGCUCCUGUUAGUACUGCUACCAGUACUGAUUCUGCUUCUACUAGUACUGCUUCUGCUAGUGUUACUACUAUUAUUCUUUCUAGCGUUAAUACUGCUACUGCUACUGAUGCUACUGCUACCGCUACUGCUACUGAUGCUGCUCAUAAAGAAGGGGAUAAGACAGUUAGUGCUGCCGCCAAAGCUACCUCUACUAGCGUUGCUGCUAAAGAGCAAUAUGCUACCUCUGGUGCUUCAAAGGCUAUCCCUCAAGUCUUGUCCGUUAUGGCUAUUGUUGGUGUCAUCGCAACCGCUCUUUUCUAA